Puccinia triticina is the source of this 777-nucleotide messenger RNA. RefSeq lists its product as uncharacterized. The coding region runs from base 1 to 777 and encodes 258 amino acids. The record is from RefSeq and is a predicted model, not a curated record. The transcript has 3 exons. NCBI's taxonomy places the organism in Eukaryota, Fungi, Basidiomycota, Pucciniomycetes, Pucciniales, Pucciniaceae.
AUGGCUGGUGAUCCCACAGACACCUCCCGCAACAGCUCCUCGACUACCGCCACGGCAAAAGUCCCCAAGGCUAAUAAAGGUGUCAAGCUCAGAAAGUCUGGUGACAAGCUUGGUAAAAUCUCAACCCCAAACUUGGUUUCUGCUCCUGCCCCUGAACCCGCUGCUCCAGAAACCUCUGAAGAAUCUGAUGAGGAUGAACCCACUGCUAAAAAACAGUUCACUCAUUGGGGCAACAGCGACAACAUGCUGGCCAGCGUUGAAUUCAAACCCAGGGGGGGAAACAAGACCAAACUCAAAGCGAUCUGGUUGAAUACUCAUGCAGAGAUUCAUAAAUGCAUUACGCCAGCGGUCCAAUUCCGCGACAAACGUUCUUGGGCCAAAAACAGCACUCUUUACCAACAGGAGUUUCAAAUGGACGCAAACAUUCAAAUCCUGACGGUGAGGGCCAUUGGACCUUCUGCUAAGGCGGUUUUCACUAACCCUACCAGCCCCCUAUUCUGCUUCCUCUGGGGCCUCAUGCCCUGUGGGAAGGAGGAGCUUGAAGCAUCAAACUAUCACUUUCUCCGCUUUAUUGCUCAUACCCCCGUUAUUGGUCCCCUUCCCUCUUCCACCGUCAUGCCCCUCUUAAAGGGUCUGACCAUUCCAAACGCACCCAGAGAGAAAAUGACCAAGGUUCAAGUCUCCAAUGUGCUUCUCCAAGGAGUGCUGGAGGACAAUUGGGGAUAUCACAGCGGUAACUUUGUUGUACAGGUUCCAAACUCCCUGGCAGCUCUUUGA